Morone saxatilis (striped sea-bass) is the source of this 732-nucleotide messenger RNA. It is a transcript of the gene s100v2, whose product is annotated as S100 calcium binding protein V2. Lineage: Eukaryota; Metazoa; Chordata; Actinopteri; Moronidae. The record is from RefSeq and is a predicted model, not a curated record. The transcript is spliced from 3 exons. The coding region runs from base 142 to 450 and encodes 102 amino acids.
GCUUUCCCCUCAUGCUGAGGGAGGAUCCAGGAAGGUUGCCAGCUGGUGACAGAGGCAAUGCUCCACUGACACACAGCAGCAAGCAAGCAAGCGAGCAGGGAAGACACGCUGGAAGAAAAAAGCUAAAAAGCCUCAGUCGCCAUGCCUCAGUUUUCAGACCUCGAGAAUGCCAUCAACACACUGGUCACCCAGUUCCACUCUGCUUCAGCUGACAAUGGUCCCACGCUGAAAACUGAUGAAUUCAAAGGUCUGCUGUCCUCCCAGAUGCCUAACCUGGUAAAGGGGGUCGGCACGGACCAGGGAAUGAGCGAGAUCCUGCGAAAGAUGGGUGUAGGCGACGGCGAGGGCAUCUCUUUCAAGCAUUUCUGGAACUUAAUCCAGUCAUUAGCCACCUCGCAGCACAGCCUCCUCAGUGGCCAAGGCUCCUCGUGCAGCUGCAUCCUCCUGUGAAGAGCAGGCUCUCAGCCCGAUACAGUCUCCACCCUAAAAUGUAACUAAACAAGAGUAACACAUCCCUCCCCGCAUCAGGUGUCAGACAGAAUACAAACGUGCAAAGUCUCAUCUGCACACAGCAAACUAUUCCCAACAUUUAUCACUAGUAUAUUAGUUUCUUAAUCCUGUGGUCUCUGUCUGACAGGUUUCCACAUUACGCUUCUGCCAGUAUACUAUCCUUUGCACCAGCUCAAAUACAUUUUUAAAGGUUUUAAGAAUCAAACUACAAUUUGAACAAAU